CUGGGGUGUGCUUUGAAAUACGCGCCAAGAUCAUGUAUCAUGAAUAUAAAAUAAAUUUUUAAAUGGACACUUGCAGAAUGCCCUUAGAAAUAUGGUUAAAUAUAUGGAUUUAUUUGAAUUUGGUCUUGGUUGGGAUAAAAAGCGCACGGCCAAGAUUCGAUACAUCAACAGAUAUGGGGAAUGUUCUUAUACCAGCAGAUGCAGAAGUUGAUUCAGUUAUUUAUCGAUUACGUGCUACUGAUCAGGAUGUUGAUUUUCCAUUGGUAUUCGAAAUUACAGCAACAGUAACCCCAGUAGUUAGAAUUGAAAAUUUACCAUGUACUUUAUACAACAAAGUUUGCCAAGCGAAUGUAAUUUUAACAAGACGCUUGACCGCUGGACGUCUUCACGAUUUCGCUGUACGAGUACGAGACUCCAAAGGUGAUUCAAACUCAAUGCAGGCUACUAUUUCCGUGACGAAUGCAACUACACCACGCGAUAAAAUAUUUCCGCAUAUACCAGCUCUUAUUAUGGUUCCAGAGGAUGCUAAACCUGGCAAGGAACUUGAUUACAUUCUAGUACGAUCAAACCCUUGGAGCGGAAAACCCGUUUAUAUUGAAUUGUGGCAACCUAAAGAAUUAUUUACCAUAAGACAACGCCAAGAUCCUAGCAAUACAAAAGGAGUAAUUACAUUAAUUGGAGAAUUGGAUUUUGAAACUCAAUCAAUGUAUACUCUGACUAUAUAUGCAACGGACCCAUACACAGAACGUCAAAGGGACACAAGAAAUAUAGCAGGCCUACAUUUAGUCGUAAUAGUUCAAGAUGUCCAAGAUGUUGCACCAAUAUUUACUUUAGCACCACCUCUAACAAAAAUAAACAAUACUGUCCAACCUGGCGAUGUUAUUCUAAGAGUUCACGCAGAAGACGGUGACAAAGGGGUUCCCCGGGAAAUAACUUAUGGUUUAGUGUCGGAAGGCAAUCCAUUCACACCAUUUUUCAACAUUACUGAAUCCACUGGAGAAAUUAUUUUGACACGACCGUUAGAAGAAUUAACACAAAUAACACACGUUGGUGCGCCUAUAGUACUAAGUGUCGUUGCUGAAGAGAUUCGCAGGUCAACGGAUGAACCAGCAGCACAAGCCGCAGUAGUUGAAGUUGGAUUAUUACUUGGUGAACCGGGAAAUAGUCCACCUUACUUUGAAAAUGAUAUUUAUGUUGCUUGGAUGGACGAAAAUGCUGAACCUGGCUCUUCAAUUAUAUUUAAUGAACCUUAUUCAACGAGAGUUAGAGAUGAAGACAUAGGCAAGGCUGGUGUCUUUGCUCUAAAAUUAGAAAAUAAUAAUGGAACGUUUGAAAUUAGUCCUGCGGUUGCUGAACGUACAGCUAAUUUUAUUUUAACUGUACGUGAUAAUACACUCAUUGAUUAUGAAAUUUAUAAAACUCUACGUUUCCAAAUAACAGCUCAAGAAGUGGGACCGGCAACAAAUUUAUCAGCAACAGUACCCGUAACUAUUUUUCUUCGUGAUAAAAAUGACAAUCCUCCGGAGUUUCAAGAAAAAUCUUACGAAGUAGUUUUAUCAGAGAAUGUAACUGCUGGUACGCGAGUUGUGCAAGUACAUGCUACUGACAAAGAUACGGGAUCUUUUGGUAGAAUUCAGUACACACAAAUAAUUGGAUCUGGUAGUGAAGCAUUUGUAAUUAAUCCUGAUACUGGUGUCAUAACUGUAGCUAUGGGAACCUCGGUUUUGGAUCGUGAAAUAACACCUCAGCUUAUGUUGAGCAUCGAGGCCUGUGAUGAAGAUGGCAAAGGAUUACGUAGCACUGUUCCCUUUGUUGUUAAUCUUAUAGAUGCUAAUGACAAUGCUCCAAUAUUUGAAAAAGAUAUCUACGAAUUUGUACUCAAUAGUGAUUUAAAUAAUUUCACUAUGCCAGCAAUAAUAAAAGCUUUCGAUGCCGACGCAGAUCCACCUAAUAAUGUAAUACACUACGAAAUAAUUCAUGGAAAUUAUGAAAAUAAAUUUAAUCUAGAUGAAACAACUGGCGCAUUGUUCUUACGGGAACAAAUUACAAAAGUAAGAAGUAGUAGGCAUAAUUCUUAUCAAAGAGUUGCUACCAAGUAUCGUAAAAAUGUAAUACAAACUCAUAAUGAUUCUCUAAAAAUUUCUUCACUAAAAUCUUCAUCUACGUCAAUGUCAAGUAUAUUAGAUAAAAAUGCAACAAAUGCAGAUGAAAAAGUAGAACGAAAAAAACGUGAAGAUAAACAUAUUCUUUUUACACUAACUGCUAGAGCUUACGAUUUAGGUGUUCCACACCUAUCUAGCACAACUCAAAUUAAUAUACUUCAGUCUCCAUUAGUUGGUGUAAGAACAAUAAUGUUAUUAGUACCAGGAGAAAAUCCAGAUCGCGAAAAAACAAUAAAAACAUUGGAAACAAUCACCGGAGGGCGGAUAACAAUUCAAGAUAUUCGUCCUUAUACUUUAGAAAAUUUACCUAAAGGUUUUGAAAAUGGUCUGCCAAGUCCUGAUGGUGGAAAAAAGAGUAUUGUAGUAGCUCAAGUUCAACAAAUAAGUCCUGGAGCAUCAUUUGUGGAUAUUGAAAAAAUUUUAUCUGCUCUAACAGCCAAUGGGUUUGGGAUAAUUGGUGGUGAUAUGACACCUGGAAAUGGUAAUCAAGAAACUAAAGAUCAUAACGGGACAAUUAAAAAUACAAGUAUUACUACAAUUAACAAUGAAGAAGUAAUAGUCUACAAAGCCGAGAAUAAAUUACUUUUCUGGCUGCUAAUAAUCUUAGGAUUAUUAAUACUUGCAGCAGUUGUCGCUUUGAUAAUUUGUUGUAUAUGUCCAGGCUGUCCUUUAUACAUGGCGCCAAGAAAAAGACGUAUACAUUCUUCUGAAACGCUCAUUGCACGUUCUGAUAGUAGACCCAAGCGACAUCUUCAUCGUAGACAUCCACAGUUAGAAAAUAUUUGGAUGGAAAAAAAACAAGCAUGGAGUGCUGAUCCAACUCGUACACAAUGGCAAUUUAAUCGUAGAAAUACUAACAAUUUCGGUAUAGCUUCACUACCAGGAGACGUGAUUCGAGUUGAUCAUGAGACUUGUAAUGUUAAUCGUGAUCGUGAUCAUAAUUAUGAACAACCACUGAAAGCUAGUUCUCUUCAAUUACAUGACCAACUAAUGGCACCUGUAUACUUAGUUAAAUCUAGUACACAAAAAGGUGAUGAACGUAUGUAUGUAGAAGAUAUUGAAGCUAGAGUUAAAGGUCAUCAUGAAAUAGAUGAUGGGGAUUCAGAAUUAGGACGUAAAGUUUAUAGAAGAGUUAAACAACGAGAACUGGAUCCACAACUACUUCGUGACUCACACUUUUAUCGAAAUGGUAGUACAGAAGUAAUGAGACUAGUUACACGUGGUGUUGAUGAUCACACUAGUCAGAUUAUGACACAUCGACCACCAGAAAUAGUAAUUGACCAAACGUCUAUACACAGAGUUGAUGGUAAAGAUAUUUUAUUACAAAGAUUUAUUGAGGAUCAAAAUUUACGAGGAGAACAAGAUUAUCAUGAUAGUAUGCAGGAUUUAGAGAGACAAAGCAUGGAAUCACAUAAACGGCAAAAAAAAGCUUCGAUUCAACAACAUAAACAAGAAAUUUUGUUAAUUCCUGAAAGACUGGAUGAUGAUAAUCGGCAACAUAUUGAAGAACUUGGUCCUGAUGUUCAGAGACUUAUUAUUGAUCAUGGAACUUACGAAAAAUCAUCACGAUCAGAUAUUAAAGGCAGUCAAGAUGUUUUAAGUAGUAUUUUAAUUCACGGAUCAACAUCUAAAAUAUCAAAUAUAAAAGAACAAUCAAAACAUGAGCAUCAAUCAAAUCUUCAAAAUUAUUCAAUUCAUGAUCUAGAGUUAGCGCGACAAAAUGUUUUAUUAACGAGAUUACUUUUGGAAAAAGAUAGAGGAGUUGGUGGCAUAGGUUUGGUUGAUUCGGGAAGUUAUUUAGAAACACAAAGUUUACCUGGACAAGUGGCUGCUGGUACUCAGACUAAUCAAACUACAGCAACUCAAACGGAUCAAUUGAAUAGAAGUAGAAGUGAUAAUGAUGAGUCUGAAGAUGACGGUAGAAUGCGUAGGAAAAGAUCGAAAAAAAGAUAUGAUGAACCUAAACGAAUUAGAACUUUGUGGAUGAGAUCACCUAUUCGUGAAGAGGAUCGUCAUCAGUAUCCUGAAAAACAUGCUAGCUUACUACGUAAAAAAAUAAAAGAUAUUAAAGACGGAAGAAAGAGUUCGAUUGAACAGGAAGUAUUGAGAGAAAUUUCUGAUUCAUUGGAUGAAAUUGGUGAUAGAGAUACACCUUUAAAUAAACGUGAGCAUUUUAUUGAUAGUUCUAAUUCUAGAGAUGAUGAAAUUAUACAUCGUGAUGAUUCGUCAUCGAUAAAAAUAUUGAAAGAUAAAUAUACAAAAGUGGUAAGUGACUGUGAAGAUGACCGUGAAAGAAAAGAUGAGGAUAAGAGUAAGAAAAAAAGGGACAAUUUAAGUACUAGUAAAAAAGAAAUAAAACGAGAUAAAAAAACAGAACCGAGUUUUAAAAUAUUAGAAAGGGAAAUGAGUUCAUUGAGUAAAAAACUUUCAAAGUUAGCGGGUAAAAAAUUAACAAAGUGUAAAGAAGAUAGUAAUCAUGAGAAUGAUAAAUUUUUAACGACAGAUUCCCAAGAUAAAGAUAAGGAUACAACGCCUACAGAAUUUCAGAAUGAAGGUAAAGAAAGAGGAAGAGAAAAAAUGAAAAAAGUUGAAAUUAUUAAAUCGAGAUCUAGAUCCACACAACGUGUUACUAAAUCAACACAAUUAAAAAUUCCUAAAGAGAUUGAAAAAAUUAUACAACAUAAAACAAAGUAUCGUAAAAAACCUAUUAUAAGUACUGCUAGUUCCGAAAUUGAAGAAGCUGCAGAUAAAUGUUUGAAAAAACAAACCGCAAGCAAAAAACCAGAUGAUAGCAAGUCUAAAUUUUCGGUAGGUAAAACUAUUAAAACAAAAUUAAAACGACAAACGGCCGUGGACGACGACAGAAAACCUAAUGCGACUCGUGAUUCUAUUACUGAGAAACAAAAAAAUAUUUUAGUUAAACAAUUCAAGAAGGUGGAUAGCAAAUCAAAGAAAUCUGAAAGUGAAUCUAGUCACUCUAAAGAAGUUAUUGAAUUAGAUAAGAUGAGUUUUAAAAAAUCAACGGAAGAAAGUGAUUCUAAAGAUUCUGAUGAAGACAGCAGUAAAUUGAUAGGGAGUAGUUCAAUGAAACAGUCGAGCUCUAGUGCUGAUACAUCGAAAGAAUCAAGAAAAGAAGAAAAAUCAAUGGAAUCUAAGAUAAAGUCAUCUGAUGAUAUCAAAGAGAUAUCAAAUAUUACUCUACCUCAUACAAAAAUUGAUUUGCAAGCAGAAGAAGUAGCUAAAAGUACUGCUGACAGUGAAUUAAUAAAACCGGAUAAGUCAUUUAGAAAAAAAAGUAUUGAAUCUUCUAAUAAAUCAAACGUAGGUACUAGUCCUGAACCGGUCAAAAUUCGAGGUGAAAAAGAAAAUUAUGAUGGAUAUAAAAAUGAUAAACAAGAUUAUGGUAAAAAAGAAAUUGAGAUGAUUAGAUCAAUAGUUUUGGAACAAAUUGAUUUGGAGAAGAAAGUAGUUGAAACAAAUAAAAAUAUACAGUUAAUAUCUACUGUUAAAACUAUGGAAAAGUUAAUAGAUAAAUCACAAAAGACUGAAAAAGUAAAGGAAAAUAUUUUGGUCGAGUUACUUCCAGUUGAAUCUGCUGUAAAAUCUCCGGUACCUGAAGAUGAUGCGAUGAUUGAAAUAGAAGAAAAAACCAAGAGCAGAGAAUCAUUGUCAUCGAUAGCUGAAAAAAUUAUUGAACAAUCAAAAGAAAACAUGGAACAGUUUGAAACAACUGCUUCGACUGUUGUUGAAAAUAUUGUAAACAAUACAAACGAGACUGACGAGAAAGAGGCUAAUAAAGUUCGUGUUAUUGAUAAAUUAAAAAAUUUUGUUGACUCUAAUAAAGUAUCGUCAGAAGACGAUGAACAAAUAAAGGAAGUAUUUAUUGAUCAUUUAGAUAAUGCGACUAGUAUAAAAGAUUCAACUGGAGAUUUUGAAUCUACUCAAUUUAUUGACGAAAUGCAGACAAAUAAAAUAGAUAAUCAAAACAAAAUUGAUAACUUGCAUUUGAAAAUUGAAGACUUGCAGUUGAAUGAAAUUAAAAAUAAACAAAUCGAUGAAGACCAAUUCAAUAAAAUGAAUCAACAGGAACGAAUCGAUGAAUUACAAUUAAAUGAAAUUGAUCAACAGAAACAAAUUAAUGUAUCACAAUUAACUGAAAUUAAUCAACAAAAACAAAUUGAUGAAAUGCAAUUAGAUAAAAUAGAUCAAAAUCACCAAAUCAAUGAAAAUCAAUUAAUUGAAAUUAAUCAACAGAAACAAAUUGAUGUAUUACAAUUAAAUAGAAUUGACCAACAAAAACAAAUUGAUGAAAUGCAAUCAAAUGAAAUUGAUCAUCAAAACCAAAUUGAUGAAAUGCAAUCAAAUGAAAUUAAUCAUCAAAAACAAAUUGAUGAAAUGGAAUUAGAUAAUAUAGAUCAAAAUCAACAAAUCGAUGAAAAUCAAUUAAUUGAAAUUAAUCAACAGAAACAAAUUGAUGUAUUACAAUUAAAUAAAAUUGAUCAUCAAUACCAAGUGGAUGAAAUGCAAUUAAAUAAAACUGAUCAACAUAAGCAAGACGAUAAAUUGCAAAUAAAUAAAAAUGAUGAUGAAAAACAAGAAAGCGAGUUCGAAUACAAGAAAGAAGGUGAAAUAAUAAAAGAAUCAAAUAUUGAAGAAUCAAAUGAAAUACUGCCAUCAAAAUCUCAAAAAAUACUUAUGAUUACACCAAUCAUUGAAUCUGAAAUUAAAUCAUCAAUGAUAAGCGAUUUAAUUAAAGAUUCUGAAAUAUUAUCACCAAAAUUUCCGGAAAAAUUAAAACCUAUUAUUGCUCAAGAAGUGAUUGUUAAUCCCGAAGACGCGGCACAUAUUAAAAUUAUUGAAGAACAAACAACUGAAGAUAUUACACAAGAAAUAAAUAAAUCUCAAUUGCAAAUAGAGGAACCUCUAUCACCCACAAGUGAAAGUAGUCGUCGUUCGUCGCAAAUAAUUAUUUCUCGUGAAACAUCAUUUCUCAAUUCACCUAAGAAAUUACCAAAAGACCAAAAUAAUGAUAAUAAUGAUACUCCAAAAGAUUCAUCUACAUCAAUGGUAACAGAACCACAAGUAGAAAUUCCAAUUUCUAAUAAGCAAGUUGAGUUUCCUAGUCGCGAUAAUGUGUUAGUAGCAAGCGAACAACCUCAAUCGAUUGUUCCUGACGUUGAGCAACUGGAAUCUAGUUUACCUUUUGAGGGCAAACAUGAACAUUCAGACUCGACACUAGAUGCAUUAGAUGACGAUAGUGAUGUGUCAAGUGAAUCUUCAACUAAAACGGCAUUUAUCGCACGUCCAUACGGCACACCUCGUCAUCGACGUUUAAUAAGAAUGGAAAAUGUACAUCCUGAUAACGUAUUACAAUCUCCAAUAAAUAAAAUAGAAUUUAUAGAAUACGAUAAUUCAGAAACAUUACAAAUAUCAUUGGAAGAAACUAAAUCAAUAGUAAGUGAAACUGUUUCGAUAAACCCUCUUAAUGUUAUAACAUAUUCGGUUACUGAAGAUGAUCAGAUAGAAGAAAAAAAAGAACCGAUGGAAAAACUAGAAAAAAGUAUCAAGGAAAAUGCUGAAAUCGAAAAAAAAAUUGAAAACAUAAAAAAUGAUUCAAAAAGUGUAAAAGAUGUCGAUGGUAACGAAGACAAUGUUUCAAAAGGUUUAAAUAGAGAUAUUAAUAUUGAUCAAGAAGAAAUGAUGAAAAAAAUCAAAGAUUCUAAAGAUAUUUCAAGUGAUGUAGGCUCGAGUACAACUAAAUUACUGAUUGAAAUUCCAGCAAUAAAAUCUAAUGAUUUAGAGACACAACAGGAACCAAAAAAGGUAGAAAAAAUUUUAAAAAUUGUUAAUGAAAAGUUAGAUGUUGAUUCCCCUUCUCUUACAGAUCAUCCGGAAUCAAUAAAAGACCCUGAAGAGGAUAAUAAAUUAUCAAAAAAUGAUACAAAUAUUACUGAUGGAUUUAAAAAAUUAAAUAUUCAGGACACAAAAACUGAAACUGCGGAUAAUUUAGUAAAACAUAAAAAAGUUUUUAAAAGUUCAGAAAAUAUAAAAGAACAAUUAUCUAAAAGUAAAAAUAAAUCUAAAACUACUAUGAAAAUAAUACCGUUGUCAAAAACAUCAAAAGUAAAAUUAAAAACACAUAAAGAAAAAAACCGUCAACUUGAGGAUAAAAAUGAGCAACCAAAAUUAUCGGUUGACAAAACGAUAAAAACUCAUGAUAGUCAAGUAUCUGGUCAAUCUAAAACUGUUAAAUCACCGUUAGAAUCUAAAGUUAAAUCAUUUUCAGAUAAAAUAAAACAGCGAAAACGAUUGGAGCAUGACAAAACCAUUCAAUCCGAAACGUUAAAUGAUAUGAGUGAUAAAAAAUUAUCUACUGAUAGUAAAAAAUUACUGCAAGAGAAAGAUACGAAUAAAAAACAGGACAAAAUGGGAAAACUAGAAUUGUCGAAAGAAUCAUCUUCAAGUAGCGAAGUUAAACAAAAUAAAGAUAAAAAUAUUUUUUCAAGAAAAGAAAUAUCUUUAGAUUCCGAAAUUAAAGUAGAUAAAGUAAUUAUUACUUCAGACAUACUAAAAGAUAUGACGAAGGAGAUAAAGCCUUUAGUUGAAGUAUCUACUCAACUAAAUAAAGAUAUCACCACAAAAGUAGAUAAAGACGUUGAGCCAAAAGUAGAUACAGAGACUGUUGUGGAAGUAGACAAAUAUGUUGAUAUACUAGUAGAAAAAGAAACUGUACGAGCAGCCACUAAUACAGAACCAUUACAAAGUAUAACUGAUAAAAUAUAUACUUCAGAAACAGAUCAAAUUAAAAAAUAUAAAUUAAUAGAUACGAAUAUGAAAGAGAAAAAAAUUACUGGAAUGUUGAUUGAACCAAUUACUUCUGAGACUUGUAAUGAAUCUACUUCUCAAGACGAUAUGAAAGAAGAAUGUAUACAAUCGACAUCAAAAUUAUCUCUUCACGUUAAUAAACAUAAAUCAGAUCGAGAUAAAUUUUUAAGUCCAAGUAAGAUGAGUAAACACUUUAGAGAAGAACAUGCUGAGGCUCAAUCACGUUACAUGGAAUGGUAUAGACAAAAUCGUGAAGAAACUGAACGUCGAAAACAAGAAAGAAAAGAGGGUGAUGAAGAAGAACAGCCUCCUAAGUGGCUAAGAAAAAGUACGAGACAAAGAUGGCUUAAAAUGAGUCCAGAAGAUAGAAGCAUAAUCGAAUUAAGAACACCUGAAGUGACACCAUUAACUCGUCGGCGUGUUAAACCUCUUGUUAAUAUUGAAUCAGAACAACUUAAAGCAAUUGUACGUCAAGGUAGAAAACAACGUAAAGCUGAAGGUGAUAAAAAUAUUGAUCCUCCAAUAGAAAUAUUUGCUCCAGAGAAACCAACAAUUUUUCAACAACAACCACAACUAAAAUAUCAUCAUCUUAUCCAACAUUCAGAAUAUCAAUAUCAACGUAUGCCACCUCCAUUUUAUCUUCAUCCACCACCAGUUCCACAUCCUACGCCUCAACCAUCGCCAGAACGCUUUGAAACUCCUCAAGAACAGUUUGCCUUAACUACCGAUUCACAUCUUCAUCAUGAACCAUCAACUUUGGGAACCACAACAUCAUUACAAACUGGAACUAGACUACGUCAUCAACAACUUCUUGAAAAGAAAAGUGUUUUCGAUAUCGCGUACGACGAAGCAGCGCCUUCUCAAUUACGUGCCGACAGUACUACUCCACCAUCGUAAAUAAAUAAAUAUAUAAACAAUAAAAUAAUUUUUUAUAAGUAUGAUGUCUACCGUGGAACGGAUAAUUACAUCACUGCCUACAAAAUAUAGCUAUUUGAAAAUAAAUAGACUCAUCGUAUCGAUGAAAAUAAAAAAAAAAUCAAGUAGAA
Microplitis mediator is the source of this 10033-nucleotide messenger RNA. RefSeq lists its product as uncharacterized. The transcript has 15 exons. Gene Ontology annotation, molecular function: calcium ion binding. Gene Ontology annotation, biological process: homophilic cell-cell adhesion. The record is from RefSeq and is a predicted model, not a curated record. Lineage: Eukaryota; Metazoa; Arthropoda; Insecta; Hymenoptera; Braconidae. Gene Ontology annotation, cellular component: plasma membrane; cell-cell junction. The coding region runs from base 63 to 9884 and encodes 3273 amino acids.